Molecule: messenger RNA, 1552 nt
Organism: Salvelinus sp. IW2-2015
Lineage: Eukaryota; Metazoa; Chordata; Actinopteri; Salmoniformes; Salmonidae
Product: stathmin
Biological process (GO): microtubule depolymerization; neuron projection development; regulation of microtubule polymerization or depolymerization
Cellular component (GO): neuron projection; cytoplasm
Molecular function (GO): tubulin binding
Source: RefSeq, a predicted model, not a curated record
UUGGGGCUUUUUAUGCGCGAACUGGCCAUGCUCGAGCAUAGAAUUCGCGGUUAAAGUCUGGCUGUUAAGGAGAAUUUUGUUUCACUGUGUUAUUAAGGUACAUUGACUUGCUGUCCACUGCUGAAAUGGCCACCUCCUGCGGAGAUAUUCAGGUAAAGGAGAUUGACAAACGUGCAUCUGGCCAGGCGUUUGAGGUGAUACUGGGUGCUCCAGCUCCAGACGCCAAGGGAGAGUUCCCUCUGUCUCCCCCCAAGAAGAAGGACCUGUCCCUGGAGGAGAUCCAGAGGAAACUGGAGGCUGCAGAGGAGAGGAGGAAGUCCCAUGAAGCAGAGGUUCUGAAGCACCUAGCUGAGAAGAGGGAGCAUGAGAAGGAGGUGCAAAGGAAAGCCAUGGAGGAGAACAACAACUUCAGUAAGAUAGCUGAGGAGAAGCUUAACCAGAAGAUGGAAGCCAACAAAGAGAACAAGGAGGCCCUUCAGGCAGCCAUGAGCGAGAAGUUCAAGGAGAAGGACAAGAAACUGGAAGAGGUGCGGGCCAAAAAGGAAACCAAAGAGGGCGGUGCCGAGACAUCAGAAAACUGAACUUCUGUCUAUUGGGGAUUGUAUACUAGAGGGUUUUUUACAUAUCCAAAGAUUGAUUUAUAUUUAGUUAAUGGCCAGUAUUUUUGUCUUCACCGCCACCCACCUAUUGACGAAAAUAAUAAAGUUCUCCCUGUUUGUGAAUUCAACUUCUCUCCUGCUAUAAGUGUACUUGCAUUAGUUUUACACGUGGCUAUUUUUGUCCCCUUGUUGCUUCUACUCCAUGGCGGUCUGCAAGUUACUAACCGUCAAUUCCUCAAAUGCAUUGGAGAGGAUCUAAAGUCCUUUUCUUUAGACUUCCUCAAUGAAGCUUUGAGAGAAAUUAAGGAAGCAAGGAUUUGACCACUAGUGACCAUUUCAUACACAGCCCAUUUCUUUGGCUAUUUAGCUUUUGUCAUUGCAUCUUCUGACCUAAUGAAAAAUAGCAGUAUAUGUACUUAUCCUUUAAGGAAGCAUGUCUCUAUGCAUAGGUCCUCGACAUGAUCUCUUCCAUAGUGCUGCUUUGGAAUCUUGUAUCUGUUACACCUGGCUAAUAGUUGAUCAAUGGUUGUUGAUCUGGUUUGGUAACAUGUUGAUCAAUUUCACCUUUUUCACAGCAGGUGUAGUAUCGCACCUUUUACUAUUUCGAGAACUUCUAGUCUUGCUCUUAAAGGACUGUGGCAUCCUGAUCCUAUUCCCUAAUGCACUACCCAAAAGUAGUGCACUGAAUAGGGUGCCAUUCAACUCACCCAAGUUUAAUCUUUGUGCCACUGCAGGUUUUUUGCUUAUGUAAAGUGGGGUUUUGUCUCAAAGCACAUGACUUUGUUCUAUUGUAGGUCCAUGAAUUAACUUUUUUUUUCAUCCUUGUGUAUUAUCUAUGAUGUUCCUGGAAGACUGGGUCUACACAUGGAAUGCACUUUGGCAUCUCAAUAGAUAAUGUUACUAGUUGACUUAACGGUUGUACUAAACAAUAAAUAAUACCAUUGUCAAACCCC